GAGUGGUUGUGGUUGUAGCGAAGAAGUUGGUAUAGAACUUGAUUUCGCCAUCAAUCAUUAAUAAUAAAAAAAAGAACCAAUCAAAAUGACUAAAUGAGCAGGCCAACAUCACUAUAGACUCUGGACUCGUUGGAAUCUUCCUUACACUUUCGAAAUGUCUUCCCCGUCAACUGAAUCCAGAAUCGCCAUGGCCCAAACACUCAUCUCCACCAUCGGCUCCGUCGCCGCCGCCGCAAUGGUCGUCCGCAGCGUCUCCCGCGACUACCUCCCCCCUGAAUUCCAAGACUACCUAUACCUCAACUUCCGCAAAUUCCUCAACAAGUUCUCUAACCAGUUAACCAUGGUCUUCUACGAAUUCGAAGGCUUUAACGACAACGAAAUCUACACCGCCACACAACUUUACCUUUCUUCUCGUAUCUCCUCCGAUAUCCACCGGUUAAAAGUCGCUAAAACCCCAAACGAACAACACUUCAACUUAUCCAUGGAGAUCAACGAGGAGUAUACAGAUGUUUACAAAGGAGUUAACUUCACGUGGUCUUUAGUUUCCAAGAAGAAACCCACUAGAGAGUAUUACACUCACGACGAAAACGGUAGAUCUUCCAAAUCAGACCUCCGAUCGCUAGAACUCACGUUUCACCGGAAACACAAAGAUCUCGCGUUGAAUUCCUACUUGCCGUUUAUCAUCACUAGUUCAAAAACCAUUAUACAAAAUGAGAAAACCGUGAAGCUGUUCACAGUGGAGAGAAAAACGAGCUAUACAAGGUAUCCUACGACGUGGACGCCGGUCAACCUUGACCAUCCUGCGACGUUUGAGACGGUGGCUAUGGAUACGGGUGUGAAGGAUAUGGUGGUGAAGGAUUUGGAUAGGUUUUUAGAACGGAGAGAGUAUUACCGGAAAGUCGGAAAGGCGUGGAAGAGAGGGUACUUGUUGUAUGGUCCUCCGGGUACUGGGAAGUCUAGCUUGAUUGCGGCCAUGGCGAAUUACUUGAAGUUUGAUAUAUAUGACUUGGAGUUGACUAAUAUUCAUUCGAAUUCGGAGCUGCGGAGGUUGUUGGUGGCGACGGCGAACCGGUCGAUACUGGUGGUCGAGGAUAUUGAUUGCUCGGUCGAGUUGCAUGAUCGGGUGCAAGCUGAAAGGGAGAAAGCGAUUCGAAGGGAUUACCGGCGAGGUUAUGAGGAAGAACCGAAGGUAACUUUAUCAGGGUUUCUUAAUUUCAUUGACGGGUUAUGGUCAAGUUGUGGUGACGAGAGGAUCAUAAUAUUCACAACAAAUAGGAAGGAGAAACUUGAUCCUGCACUUAUUCGUCCGGGUCGUAUGGAUGUUCACAUCCACAUGUCAUAUUGCACCCCAAGCGCCUUUCGGCUGCUAGUCUCCAACUACCUUGGUAUUACCGAACACAAUCUUUUUGAAGAAAUCGAUGAUUUGAUCUGCCAUGUGGAUGUUACCCCUGCUGAAGUAGCAGAACAGCUUCUUAAAGACAAUGACCCGGACAUUGCUCUUGGUGGCCUCAUUGAGUUUUUUGAUGUAAAGAGGAAGGAGAAUGAGGAGGCCAAAGCAAGGCUAAAAGAAGCAGAAGAAUUGGCUGCAAAAGAAAGUGAAAAGAAGCAAGAAGAGGAUGCACCGGACGCUUAGCUAAUUAAGUAAUUAAUUAUGAAGAUUGGGUACUUACUAUUUAAGCAUAUGCAUGUAUUGUAAAUGGACUUUGGUAUGACUUUUAUCUUAGUAAUGAGCUUUAAAAUAACCAUAAACGGUUUUAUGAGUUUA
This is a messenger RNA of Helianthus annuus (common sunflower), 1765 nucleotides long. RefSeq names its product AAA-ATPase At3g50940. NCBI's taxonomy places the organism in Eukaryota, Viridiplantae, Streptophyta, Magnoliopsida, Asterales, Asteraceae. The record is from RefSeq and is a predicted model, not a curated record. The transcript is spliced from 2 exons. Gene Ontology annotation, molecular function: ATP hydrolysis activity; ATP binding. The coding region runs from base 155 to 1633 and encodes 492 amino acids.